CCUACAACGACUUCUAUGGAGCUCGGGAUUACCCUGUUGUGAAGUACUUGCGAAGACCCUUGUAUUUUGAGGUAGAGCUCCUGUACAGCAGGGAUCCACAGGCUGAAUUGUUUUUGGAGAACUGCUGGGCAACCUAUUCUGCUGACAGGAAUAGCUCUCCCAAGUGGGAUGUUGUUGUGGACAGCUGUGAGAACUCUGCAGAUGAGUACUUGACCAUCUUUCACCCAGUCUCCAGCAAUGCAAGAGUGCUGUUCCCUUCCCAUCUGAAGAGGUUUGAAGUGAAAAUGUUUUCCUUCACAAGCGGCCGGGAUGCACUGAAAGGACAGAUCUACUUCCACUGCAGUGUUGUGAUAUGUGAUUCAAACCGGCCAUCUGACAGCCUCUGUAGCAGACGGUGCAUUCCAGGGAAACAGAGGCUUGGUCGCAGUGCUGAAGGGAUGGAUGGUGGUGCAGUAAAGGCGUUUGUGUCUUCUGGCCCAAUUGAGCUGAAGAGAGAUGGAUCCCUUCACUUUAUGCCUAGAAGCGGCCAAUUCAAUGUGUGGUCCCUUCUGGGAGCUGCAAUGGGUGUGUGUUCAGUGGUUGUCUUUGUAGCUGGAGUUGUAUAUUUUUGGAAAAUGCCCAAAAGUGUGUGUUCAUAAAUAAAAAUCUUGCUUGU
Messenger RNA from Acipenser ruthenus (sterlet), 655 nucleotides. Its product is annotated as zona pellucida sperm-binding protein 2-like. The coding region runs from base 285 to 638 and encodes 117 amino acids. The transcript has 5 exons. NCBI's taxonomy places the organism in Eukaryota, Metazoa, Chordata, Actinopteri, Acipenseriformes, Acipenseridae. The record is from RefSeq and is a predicted model, not a curated record.